This is a messenger RNA of Astyanax mexicanus (Mexican tetra), 729 nucleotides long. RefSeq names its product GTPase IMAP family member 4-like. The record is from RefSeq and is a predicted model, not a curated record. NCBI's taxonomy places the organism in Eukaryota, Metazoa, Chordata, Actinopteri, Characiformes, Acestrorhamphidae. Bases 1 to 729 code for a protein of 242 amino acids. The transcript has 2 exons. Gene Ontology annotation, molecular function: GTP binding.
AUGGAGGAGUUGAGAAUAGUUCUGCUGGGGAAGCAAGGUGCUGGAAAGAGCUCAACAGGAAACACUCUACUGGGAAGAAAAUCUUUCCACACAGCAGCCAGUUCACAAGGGGUGACCCAGGCCUGCUCCAAGAUCACCAGCACCAUACAAGGAAAUAGAAUCAGUGUUGUAGACACUCCUGGAUGGACUGACCUCAUUCUAAUGGAGAAUAAAACCACACAGGAGAUUGCCAAAUGCAUUGAUCUUUCAGAUCCUGGUCCCCAUGUGUUCCUCCUGGUUCUUUCCAUCGGACGCUUCACCAAAGAAGAAAUCGACACAGCUCAGCAGAUCCUGGAGGUCUUUGGGGAAGAAGCCGGCAAGUACACAAUGGUGCUCUUCACCAGAGGAGAUGAUCUGGAGGAAAAGACCAUCGAAGACUAUUUAGAAGGCAACCAUCCUGACCUGAAGAAGAUCUUAGAUCUUUGUGAAGGAAGAUACCAUGUGCUCAAUAACAGAGACAACGAGAACCACAUGCAAGUCUUCACUCUACUGGAGAAGAUCAAACUCAUGGUUAAAAGAAACAAAGGCAGCUCCUACACAAAAGCUAUGUAUCAGAAGACGGCAGACCAAGUGGAAGAAAAAUGGAAAAGGGAAAAAAUGUUAAAGGCAAUGAUGGAAAAUGAAUAUAGACGGCAAAUGAGAAAUUCAGCAGUGGGAUCAAAUGAUGAGGCCAAGCUGCAGACUGUUUAA